Lymnaea stagnalis (great pond snail) is the source of this 2478-nucleotide messenger RNA. The record is from the annotation of a GenBank genome assembly. NCBI's taxonomy places the organism in Eukaryota, Metazoa, Mollusca, Gastropoda, Lymnaeidae.
AUGGAACCGGCAAUCAUCCCCCCGUUCAUCCUUCUCCUGGCCGUGUCGGUCUCGUACGCCCAAAAUGCGGACACGCUAACCUUCACCCAACCCGAGGAGCAGGGCGUCGGCCAGUUCGUUGGAAGCGUGUCAACCAGCGCCAGCCUUAUUGCCAUGGUCGGAGACUCGGACCGUGCAAGUCUGAAAUACGGGAUCUUGAACGGCUCGUCUUCGAAGGCGGGCGAUCUCUUCAGCGUUGGGGAGUCGGGAAACAUAACUUUUGCGGCCGUAAUUGACAGGGAGAGGUUGUGCCCCGGCACCAACACGUGCGAGCUGAGCUUCUCCGUCACCGUGUUCGGCAACAGCAACUUCGUCAAGCUUAUCCCCAUGAAGGUCGUGAUCACCGACAUCAACGAUAACGGCCCGAUCUUUGGAGACCCCGUCAAGAACUUGUCUAUCAACGAAGCCACACUCGUCAGAUCCCCGUUCUCUCUUUUUAUAGCCACGGACGCUGAUAUGAGUAAGGAGUUUGGGGUCAACUCGUACAUCGUUGAUCCAGACAGCGAGGUUUUUGAAGUGGUGGCAACUCAGAAUCAGGCCGGAACUUGGCAAGUCGAUUUAGUCCUGAAACAAGCGCUAGACAGAGAAGCAGCUGACACGUAUAAGCUGAGCGUUAUCGCCAAGGAUGGCGGAGACCCACCGAGGAGUGGAACCCUGACUGUGAACGUGGUGGUAGAAGACUACAACGACAACGCGCCCGUUUUCACCAGCGCCGUCUACUCCGCCAGCUUCAACGAGACCGCCGGGGCUGGCUACCCCAUUAUCACCGUAACCGCCACAGACAGAGACGUCGGCGAUAACGGUAGGAUUGGGUACAGUUUGAGCACCGUCCAGCGUUUGAGCACCGUCCAGCCAACCAGCGAUAUCCGCGGCAAGAUAUUCGUCAACAGCACAUCUGGAUUGAUCUCACUGACGCAGCCGCUGGAGCGUGGCGCGUACCGGAUCGUCGUCGACGCCACCGAUUCCGGAUCGAAUCCCCAGAAAAGCCAGACCGUCGUCAACGUCACGGUCCGUGAUUCCGAGAACACCCGGCCUGUGGUGAGGCUAAGCGCCGUGUCCAUCAGCGACCUCCCUCCUGGUUGGGUGUACGAGGAGACCGCCGGGGCCGGGACGGUCGUCGCGGUGUUGACGGCCGAGGACAGGGACUCUGGGAAAAACGGGAACGUCUCCUGCGAGUCUUUGGAACCGUCUUUCCAACUCCAGCAGCUGGACGCCACCUCUUACAAGCUCACGCUCGCCAAGGCCCUCGACCGGGAGCGAAACGACAGCUACUCCGUGGCGGUUGUCUGUCGAGAUCAGGGUGCGCCAAGUCUCAACGGCACGGGGACCGUCUCGAUAAACGUCUGGGACAUCAAUGAUAAUUACCCUACCUUCGGGAAGUCGUCUUAUGGGAGCAAUAUCGUGGAGAACAACAUGAAGGGGGACACGGUCGUCGUGGUCAAUGCCUUGGACGCCGACAAGGGAGAAAACGCCAGAGUGGAAUACAAACUGGUGGAUGACGGUGGGAAUUUCACCAUAUCUCCCGGCACCGGCGUCGUCAGGGCGAACCGAGUUUUCGACUGGGAGGACAAGACCAGGUACGUGUUUAGAGUCCUGGCUGUUGACAACGGAAGUCCUAGACUGACCGGAACCGCGUCCGUUACUGUUAAUAUCCUUGACGUGAAUGACGUGGCGCCGAGGUUCUCUCAGAACGGGUACAAAUUUCAGGUAUACGAAAACAGGGAACCCUCCACCGUUGUUGGGAACCUGACGGUGUCCGACCCCGACAAGGAUGAAGGAGGGGACAUCACCCUGACUCUGGAGCCUUUAAAGGAAGUGGAUAGCCUGCCGUUCACGGUCACCAAAGACGGUAGGGUUUUAAGCACGGAAUCAUUCGACAGGGAAGCUAAAAGCACUUACAGCUUUCACGUUGUCGCCACGGACAACGGACAGCGUAAACUCUCCUCCUCCGUGCAGGUUUCAGUUCAAAUCCUCGACAUGAACGACAACCGACCCACGUUCGUUUUCCCCAGCGACCAAAACUUUUCAACCUACGUCAACGCCCCCGUCAAUGCCGAGGACGUUCUCCUGACCGUGGAGGUCUACGACGAGGAUGACGGCAAGAACAGCGCCAUCAACUACAGCAUCGUCGGCACGAACGCCUCGGACCUGUUCAGAAUAGGAAAAGUCAGCGGUGAGGUCAUCGCCAACCGAGACAUCGACGUGUCGGAAAUCGGAGCCUACUCCCUGACCAUCAACGCGUCGGACCAAGGGUAUCCCGCGUUGUGGACGUCGCGGAGCCUCCUGCUGGUCGUCCAGUCGGAAUCGCCCUACGCCGGGAAGGUCAUCGCCGACCAGAACGUCUUGAUCGUGGCGUGCAUCAUUUGCUUCACGGUCAUCGUCUCCGGGGCCGUCCUGGUGGCCAUGUGCAUCAUAAGGCGGCUGGACCGACAGCGGAAG